This is a messenger RNA of Schistosoma guineensis, 1539 nucleotides long. The record is from the annotation of a GenBank genome assembly. NCBI's taxonomy places the organism in Eukaryota, Metazoa, Platyhelminthes, Trematoda, Strigeidida, Schistosomatidae.
AUGACAAUACCUUAUAAUUUAAAUCUAAACUGGGUUUCACCAAUUAUCACUGCUUUGUCAAUGUCAACAAGCCCAUCUAUUUUAAAUUUAACCUCAGAUUUAUCACAUUCAAUAUCAUCUUCACAAAUAGUAACAUCAUCAUCAUCACCAUCAUCAUCAUUAUUAAUGUCAUAUUUCCCACAAAUAGCAACAAAAGUAAGAGCUUCAUCAUGUUUUCCAUUUGGACGUCGAUCAGACAAUGUAUCAUUAUUAUCCCCUACUUAUCCACAGAUAAAUAUAAAUACUGAUAAUUUGAUCAAUCAUGAUCAAGAUGAUGAGAAACCGUUAGAUUUAACUUUGAAAUCAUUUACAACAAUAAAAUCAGAUGAAUUAACUAAGAAAAAGUUGAAUAAUCAAAAUUCUGAAAUUCCUUGUAGACGGAAAUCAAAUAGGACACGUACACAAACAAAAGCAACAUCAUCCACAACUAUGAAGAUAAUAAACACUUCAGAGAAACUCAAUCCAACAAAUCAAAAUACUCAGACAAAUCGUCAAGUUGAAAUAAUUCAACAAUCAGAAAGUAUCACAUCCUCAUCUAUAAAUAAUAAUAGUAAUAAUAAUAAUAAUAAUAAUAAUAAUAAUAAUAAUAUAAAUGGUGCAGAAUUAUGCCAGAAUAAUUGGAUUACAGAUAUUCAAGAUUCAAUACAAAUAAAUGAAUCUGAUCAGAAACGUCCAAGAUCAACAUCUAGUCGUAGACCAUUUAAAGCAUUUGGUAACACAGUUCCAUCAAUUUCUACAGAACUUUUAUUGAAAUCUUCUAGACUUAUUGAUCCCUUAUUAUUAGUUAAUACUAUUGAUAAAUCUGAAACCGAUGAUGAUCAUUCCAAAUCUAUGGAACAUAAUAAUACACCACCUCUUUCACCAACAUCAGUAAUUUCUACUCCUACAACAAAUGGGAAUAAUUCUAAACGAAAAUCAACGGUUAAAAUAAAAUCACGGAGAUCUCAAAGUGCUUCAGCAAUUGUGUUAAUACCAUUCAAUCAAACUGAAAAUACUAAUGAUAAUAAUAAAAACAUAACAAUUGACGAGACAUUAUCUACAACAAAAUCUUUAGAAACUCUUUGUAAACUCGACAAACCUGUUGAUUUACUCACAACAACAACAACAACAACAACAACGGCACAAUCAAUCAGAUCUAUUUCAUCAACACCUAGUUGUUAUUCCAGUUAUUCUGAAUUAAUCGAUGCCAAUCAUAAUAAUAAUAAUAAUAAUGAUUCAACAAAUAUUAAACAUACUGAUUGUAAUCCACGUAUGAGACGUUUCCCAGAAAUGACACCAUCUGAAGUAAAAGAUAAAGCAUAUUGGGAGAAACGAGUUAAAAAUAAUGAAGCUGCUAGACGUUCACGUAGAGCAAGAAAAACUAAAGAAUUAAGUUUAAAAAAAUAUGCUGAUAAUUUAGAAAAAGUAAAUUUAAAAUUAAUUGAAGAAAUUGAAUUAUUAAAAACAGAAAUUUUACAUUUAAAAUCUAAUAAAGAAAUGAAAAAAUCAAAUAGUAACUAA